Trichoplusia ni (cabbage looper) is the source of this 2474-nucleotide messenger RNA. RefSeq names its product muscle LIM protein 1 (gene Mlp60A). Gene Ontology annotation, biological process: muscle tissue development; sarcomere organization. NCBI's taxonomy places the organism in Eukaryota, Metazoa, Arthropoda, Insecta, Lepidoptera, Noctuidae. Gene Ontology annotation, molecular function: structural constituent of muscle; actinin binding. The coding region runs from base 128 to 1678 and encodes 516 amino acids. Gene Ontology annotation, cellular component: nucleus; Z disc; cytoplasm. The transcript has 12 exons. The record is from RefSeq and is a predicted model, not a curated record.
GCUGCCCUUGCGCAUCAUUCGAACACCGCGCACCACAGUCUCGGCAUCUAAGCCCUGAACUGUAACACGCGUCCGGGACCUAUAUCCCGCAGCGACUUCGACGAACAGGAUAAGUUAACCGAGCACAAUGCCUUUCAAACCCGUUGACAACCCGAAGUGCCCUAAAUGCGGCAAAUCAGUAUACGCAGCCGAAGAGCGAGUCGCCGGCGGGCUCAAGUGGCACAAAAUGUGCUUCAAGUGCGGCCUGUGCCAGAAGUUGCUGGACUCUACCAACUGCUCAGAACACGAAGGUGAACUGUACUGCAAAGUUUGCCACGCACGUAAAUUCGGACCAAAAGGCUACGGCUUCGGCGGUGGUGCUGGUUGCCUGUCCAUGGACACCGGCGAUCACCUGAAGGCUGAAAAUGCGGGGGUAAAGACCAAUGGAGCUUGUAUGGAGCCACGCGUAAUUGCCAAGGCGCCUCCCGGUCAGGGAUGUCCACGAUGCGGUGGCUUCGUUUACGCUGCCGAACAGAUGUUAGCUAGAGGACGGGCGUGGCACAGGGAGUGCUUCAAAUGCGGAGAGUGCUUAAAACGGCUGGACUCUACAAACUGUUGCGAGGGCUCUGACAAAGAUAUUUACUGCAAAGUAUGUUAUGGAAAGAAGUUUGGGCCUAAGGGAUAUGGUUACGGAAAAGGAGCUGGUGUCUUGCAGAGUGACCCUUACGCCAACGGAGGUAUAGGCCAUGGAGGAAUGUCUAGCCUCGGUCUAAUGUGUGAUAUAAAGGACAUGGAAUGGCAAAGUGAACAAGCACCAAAGACAACGGUAAUCGAUACCGCUUCCAUCCAGGCCCCACCUGGCAAAGGAUGCCCUAGGUGUGGUGGUGUUGUAUUUGCCGCUGAACAAGUCCUGGCUAAGGGCCGCGAAUGGCAUCGCAAGUGCUUCAAGUGCCGUGACUGCACGAAGACUUUGGACUCCAUCAUUGCUUGCGACGGACCUGACUCCGAAGUUUACUGCAAGACUUGCUACGGCAAGAAAUGGGGACCCCACGGCUAUGGUUUUGCCUGUGGUUCCGGAUUUUUGCAGACUGAUGGCCUAACUGAGGAGGAGAUUUCUGCUAGCCGUCCUUACUACAACCCCGAUACAACCUCCAUCAAAGCCCCCAAAGGCCAGGGCUGCCCUCGUUGCGGUGGCAUGGUCUUUGCCGCUGAACAGCAGUUGGCUAAGGGCACGAUGUGGCACAAGCGCUGCUUCAACUGCGCGGAGUGCCACCGGCCUUUGGACUCGAUGCUAGCUUGUGACGGCCCUGACAAGGAGAUCCACUGCCGCGCUUGCUACGCUAAACUUUUCGGGCCCAAAGGAUUUGGUUUCGGCCAUGCCCCUACUCUCGUUUCCACCGAUUCUGAACCUGCUGUCACAUACAUGGAGCAGCUUCCAUUCACUGGCCAGAAAGCAGCUAAAGGCCAGGGCUGCCCUCGCUGUGGAUUCCCUGUAUAUGCAGCUGAACAAAUGAACUCCAAGAAUGGCACAUGGCACAAACGGUGCUUCUCAUGUGCGGAUUGCCAUAGAUCUCUUGAUUCUACCAACUUGAACGACGGACCCAACGGAGAAAUUUACUGCCGAAGUUGUUACGGCCGGAAUUAUGGUCCCAAGGGUGUAGGAUUUGGUAUGGGCGCAGGCACAUUGACCAUGGCAUAGAACUAGACUAUAAAGCUGGCCUUUAUAGGAACCAUUUAGAUGUAAUGGUAGCAUGAAAGGAAUUUAAUCUAUUGUAUGUUGCUACCUAGCUUGAUGGACUAUCAUACCAUGUAUUAAACUGGAUUUAAUAAUGGUUGAUAAACUACUUUAAAGAGACUAAUGAAGUAAAUGGUAAUAGCCUUUGAGCACAAGUAUUUUGUUACGAAAGUUUAAAUUAAAGGUUACAUUCCUUUCAUAAAAUAAUGUACAAAUUGUGAUGAAUGUGUCUGGGCCCUUAGUUUACAUAUUCGUUAUGAAAUAUUGUAGUAAUAAGGUAAUAGACUUAAUGUAGUUAUGUAAGAACUAUCAAUAAUUUGUUAAACAGAAAUAAAAAAAGAAACUAAAAAAUACAAAAAAAAUACGGCAUUGUGAUUACAUAUACCUUAUAUUUACCACAUAGUGGUAUGAAGGUAUUAUGCAAAACAAAAACUAUCCUGUAAACGCGGAAAAGAUUGCAAAUAAUUGUAAUCGUUUCGACCGACCAGAUCUUGAUGUAUAAGAUCUGAAGUGUCUAUACAUAUUUUUAUACACCAAAGAUUUUUGUACAUAAUUUGUUAUUUGCUAAGUGCACAUAAGCUGUGCUGAAGUAAAUUCUAACUACUUACGUAUAUUACGCUUUUGAAGCUUUUGCUAUAUAUAUUUAACAAGCACCAUGUAAGGAUAAUGUAAAGAUUAAAGCAGCUUAUUGCAUUAUUAUUUUAUUUAAUAAACAAAAUUUGUAUAAGUUAUAUAAUUUUUAUUAAAUAAAUACACGACA